AGAAGUGAUAGGCAGUAACGUAGUGAACUCUCUAUAUAUAAGUGAAGUAGUCUUGAACGAAUUAAUUAAAAACUUCACUCAGCUUCUUUUCAAACAUAUUCCCUCCUUAUUCUUUCACUCCAGUACAAUCAUGAAUCUUAAAGAAUGUUCCAAAUUUUUAUUUCUUUCACUAUGCACCCUCAACUUCUGCUUCUUUGUUGUAAACUGCGGCGGCUGGGAGAGAGGCCACGCCACUUUCUACGGCGGAGCUGAUGCAUCCGGCACAAUGGGAGGUGCGUGUGGGUACGGUAACUUGCACAGCCAAGGCUACGGACUACAAACGGCGGCGCUGAGCACGGCUUUGUUCAGAAGCGGUCAGAGUUGUGGGGCCUGUUUUGAGCUACGGUGUGAAGACGAUCCUCAGUGGUGCCUCCCUGGUUCCAUCAUCGUCUCGGCUACAAACUUUUGUCCACCAAACUUUGCCUUAGCCAAUGAUAAUGGUGGUUGGUGCAAUCCUCCCCUCCAGCAUUUUGACUUGGCCGAGCCUGCCUUCCUUCAGAUCGCUCAGUACCGAGCUGGUAUCGUUCCUGUCGCAUUCAGAAGGGUUCCAUGUGAGAAACCUGGCGGGAUAAGGUUUACGAUAAACGGGAAUUCGUACUUCGACCUCGUGCUGAUCACAAACGUGGGUGGUGCUGGAGAUGUUAGGGCAGUCGCUUUGAAAGGCUCAAAGACUGGUCAGUGGCAAUCCAUGUCCCGAAACUGGGGACAAAAUUGGCAAAGCAACACUUACCUCAGAGGCCAAAGUCUCUCUUUUCAAGUCACUGCUAGUGAUGGUCGGAGUGUUGUGAGCUACGAUGUUGUCCCUGCGAAUUGGCAGUUCGGUCAAACUUUCGAAGGAGGACAGUUCUAGAUUCUGUAUUAAAAUAAAUUACACAAGAAGAGUCAGUGAUUGUGUUUGAGUCAAAGACUCUGCUUCUCAGGAGCCUUAUGGAUCAUACUCUUCUCUAGAGUCACAAUUAAGAAAGAGACUGAGGCUAUUAAUUUAGUUGGAUUAAUGGCAUUUCUUUUUAUCUUAUACUGUAAUAUAAAAAGACGCAUCUCAUAAUAAUAUAGCACCCGAUAUUUCAUAUAAUUCUUCAGAAUUUGAUAUUGUUUAAAAGCAUUGAUGUG
Molecule: messenger RNA, 1149 nt
Organism: Thlaspi arvense
Lineage: Eukaryota; Viridiplantae; Streptophyta; Magnoliopsida; Brassicales; Brassicaceae
Source: the annotation of a GenBank genome assembly